Molecule: messenger RNA, 417 nt
Organism: Phanerochaete carnosa HHB-10118-sp
Lineage: Eukaryota; Fungi; Basidiomycota; Agaricomycetes; Polyporales; Phanerochaetaceae
Exons: 2
Coding region: 1-417 (138 amino acids)
Source: RefSeq, a predicted model, not a curated record
AUGGAGGCCAAAACCAGAAACCUACGCAUCCAGCAAAACACAAUCCUGGCACAACCAGACAUCAAAACAAACCCUGACAGCCAACAUGAGACCAGCCUGCUACUAAAUUGCAUUAGCGACCUCAAACGCCAAAGAAACGACUGCAACCACAAAAUAUUCUCAGCCCAAUACAGAAUAAUGGGUGAAACUAAAACCCACUCUGACCACAUGGCAGAACUUGCUCGUGACUACCAUGAUAAGGUACAAACAGACUCUGAAGAACCUAGCUUUGCCUCACUCACUCUAGCCACCUGCACAGCCACACAAGCCGUCGACCAUCGCCUAUCUAAUGACACAUCCGAACUCCUAUCUGACCUUUUAACAUACCAAGACAUAGCAUCAGCUCUCAACAGCCUCUGGCAAAGCACCAGGCCUUGA